Messenger RNA from Sporothrix brasiliensis 5110, 2244 nucleotides. RefSeq lists its product as uncharacterized. The record is from RefSeq and is a predicted model, not a curated record. The transcript is spliced from 2 exons. The coding region runs from base 1 to 2244 and encodes 747 amino acids. NCBI's taxonomy places the organism in Eukaryota, Fungi, Ascomycota, Sordariomycetes, Ophiostomatales, Ophiostomataceae.
AUGGCCCUCCAGCCAGACAAGGACUACCCAGUAGAGAUUAUUGGUUACGCCGAGCCAUGGAUUGCUGCACCGGAACCCGAGUACACAUACCGCACCGUCCGGUUAAUCCAGGGCAUCGACCUGGAGCAUUCUCCGAAGAAGGUUGAAGAAGAAGUCACUGCCAUCCCCCGCGGCAAGCAGCCCGGCCGGUUCCAGUCCGCACAUCCAGGAUCGUAUGGCCGCGUGACGAGCUGGUGUCCGCCGGGGUCCGCCGGCGGUGUGCAAGUGUCCUUUUACGUGCAGCCGUGGCUGUUGGCGUGUCCCCACGACCAGACAUUGGUGUCAGCACUCGACGAGCAGACAAAGACAGGCUUCAGCAUAACUCUGGGCACAAAAGGAUCCCUGGACUUCCGUGUCGGAAAUGGAGACAAUAUUGAGACCGUGGCCACUGGUCUGCAGCCCGCGCUCAACGUGUGGGCAAAGGUCAAGCUCGUCAUCCAGGGCAGCCAUGUAAAGCUGGACCUGGCUCCGACUGCAUUCCGUGCCGAGGCCGUUCCAGCGGCGACGUCGUCCACGUCUGCCCUGUCAGCCGACGCCCGUCCAUUCACGACGGGACCUCUUCUUGUAGCGGCUGCGCAGGGAGACGGAAAGCGGGCUGCCGACUUCUUCAACGGCCGGAUCGACAGUCUCUCCAUCAAAGCUCUCGAGAGCGCCACGCCCCGCUCCCUUGCCCAGUACGACUUUUCCCUUGACAUGCAGAGCAACUCCAUGGUCGACACCUCGGGCCACGGCCGCCACGGCACAUUGAUCAACGCCCCCACACGUGCCCUCCCGGGCUACAACUGGGACGGCUCCGAGAACGACUGGACCAAGGCCAAGUACGGCUACGGCGCCAUCCACUUCCACGACGACGAUAUGGACGAUGCCGACUGGGCCACCGACUUCACCGUCACCAUUCCCGAGACGGCGCGGUCGGGCGCGUAUGCCGUGGAGGUGGCGACGGAGUCCAGCAGAGGCAAAGACUCCGACUCCAUCGUCUUCUUCGUCCGCCCCAACCAGUGGUCCGCGCCCGAGACCAACAAGGACAAGGUCUGCCUCGUCUUCUCCACCAUGACCUACCUGGCCUACGCCAACGAGCGCCUGUACGACAAAACGCGCGUCAACACCGCCGACCUCGGCCCCGGCUUCGAUAUUGACAAGACGGUCAAGAGCGGCGAGUUUUACAAGAUGCGCCGCCGCACCGACAUGGGCCUGUCGACCUACGACCGCCACAACGACAGUUCCGGGGUCUGCUUCUCGACGGCCAAGCGGCCCAUCCUCAACAUGCGCCCGGGCUACGUCAUGUGGGCCUUUUCGCGACCCCGCGAGUUCUCCGCCGACCUGUUCAUGGUCGGCCUCCUCGAGCAGCAGGGCAUCCCCUACGAGAUCCUGACCGACCACGACCUGCACGCGCGCGGCGCGUCGGCCCUGCACGGCUUCGCGGCCGUGAUGACGGGCUGCCACCCCGAGUACCCCACCCUCCAGUCGUUUGGCGCCUACAACGCCUACGCCCGGGCCGGCGGCUGUCUCAUGUACAUGGGCGGCAACGGCUUCUACUGGGUCGGCGCCGUCAACAACCACCACGCGCCCCACCGCCUCGAGAUCCGCCGCGGCGACGUCGGCGUCCGCCCCUAUUCGCUGCACGGCGGCGAGCACGUCACCUGCAUGGCCGGCCAGCGCGGCGGCCUGUGGCGGUCGCGGGGUCUGAGCUGCAACACGCUGUUCGGCGUUGGGUUCUGUGCCCAGGGCACGGGGCUGGGUGUGCCGUUUCGGCGCACCGAGGCGUCCAGAGAGCCCCAGUUCCAGUGGAUCUUUGACGGCGUCACCGACGAGGCGGCCGACGGGCCGGACGGACCAACGGGCGCGGGCCUCUUUGGCGUGGCUGGCUUCGGCGGCGGUGCGUCCGGCGACGAGAUUGACCGUUUCGACACGGCAAACGGCAGUCCGGCCGCCGCCGUCGUCUUGGCCUCCAGCACCGGCCACAGCGACGAGUUUGGCAUCGCCAUUGAGGACUUGAGCUACCCGGCCCUCAACACCCUCGGCACCCAGACCGACCGCAUCCGCAGCGACGUUGUCUACUACAAGACCACCGGCGGCGGCGCCGUCUUUAGUGUUGGCAGCAUCAACUGGUACUGCUCGCUGGCCUGGGACGCAUAUGACAACAAUGUGGCACGGCUGACUCUGAACGUUGUCCGGGGGUUCUUGUCCGGCAGACACAAGGGGUAG